AUGCCAGAACUUAUCAAAACCAUGGUUGCCCACUGCGCGCUGUGCCCUGACGAAGGCAAGCUCAGAUGUGUCGCCUGUAACGGAAUUCAGUACUGCUCCAAGCGGUGCCAAAAGGCCGAUUGGAAAGUCCACAAGCUCAUCUGCAAGUCCUUCAGCGAGCACAUGAACAAUCGCCCUAGUCAAAAGCACUACAGCAUCAUCGUCUUCCCGAAAGACGAAGAGGCGCCUCGCUUCGAGUGGACUCUGUUCGAGCCUGGCACCUACAACGCCAAGAUUCCGUCGCCCAAGAAAGCCUACGUGCAAGAGCUGGGCUUCGAGUUUUAUGGGGUAAACUGCAACAAUCGCAACAACCCCAUAGGAUACUUCGAGGAAGACAACAAGAGCUUGAUGGACAUCGAUCCUGAGCUUGCGCGACUCCACGGCAAAGGUCACGUCCUUGCCUGGGGCUGCCAUUGUCCCGAGGACAGACGCAAGACCUCCGAUCUCAACUGUACACCCGCAGACUUCCGCCACGCUGUCGAUGCCCUGAGGAAGAACCAUUACAAAGACAGCCUGCGGGCGAAGGAGGUCAUAUCAAGGAAGACUGGUGGUGUCCUCGCUGUGCGCCUCACGUGCGUGGGCGACAAGCUAUUCUUCGGCCAUCCUACAUACGAGAGCCAAAUCGAGCCGCGCUCCAUCCUGAGCAAGGACUCGCAAGUUCCAUGCCCAGUCGCCGACAAAGUCGGCAUUCCACUCAUUAUUCGGAAAGAGCCCCCCGCGCUCUCUUGGCGCGACCGCGACGUCGAGUCCCGUCGCGAGAACCACAACGCGGCGAUGCUCAACCCGCCUAACCAGAAGACUAAGACCGGCACUCUGAUCAUUGCUCGCAAGGACGGAAAGCCGCUCUUGCCUACGCACCUCUUCUGCCUCAUCAUCUACACUGGCGAGAGGCUGCAAGACCCGAAGUACGGUGAGGACGGCCAUCGUCUGCCGAGUAUGAUGUUGCAGAGCCGUUUGAACCUGGUGUCUCCGGAGGACUUUGAGGAGUACUAUAACAACGAGUGGCAUCGCUUGAAGCUUAGUGAGAGGUUUGUCCCCUCGCCUUAUCAGAUGUAUGAUGACUAUGAUGGCGAGAUUCAUCCUAUCAAUAUGAGAUAG
Messenger RNA from Alternaria triticimaculans, 1137 nucleotides. RefSeq lists its product as uncharacterized. The transcript has 3 exons. The record is from RefSeq and is a predicted model, not a curated record. NCBI's taxonomy places the organism in Eukaryota, Fungi, Ascomycota, Dothideomycetes, Pleosporales, Pleosporaceae. The coding region runs from base 1 to 1137 and encodes 378 amino acids.